AUUAAACACAUUUCAGGCGUUUUACGUUUAGCGUUUGUUUUGUCGUGCAGCUGUUGCAGCGGAAGUACAGCGGUGAAGGUGAAAGAUAACACUUCCGGAAACAUUUGAGCGGAGGCUAGCGGAAGAUGCUAACGGCGUUUGUGAGAAUCAGUCGGAUUAAUAGAGGACUAAACAUGGAGGAUUUCUCCGGUAACUGACGGAUAUGAUCGCAGAAGGCGAACGAGGCGACACAUGCAGAGAAACGAGCGCAGAAGCGAGAUGAAGUGACCGGCGGCGGCGGCUUUUGUUCGGCGCGUUUCGCUCCCGAUCUCACAUAAUAAACACAACAGCAUUCAUAACGCGCCGAUUAUAAUAAACACAACAGCAUUCAUAACGCGCCGAUUAUAAUAAACACAACAUUCAUCAUAACGCGCCGAUCAUCUGUUUCUGAACCCGCGUCCCGGUUCGUGUUUGCUUCUAGCGGAGAAUCUGAGGAACACGCAGAAAUGAGCAGCUGAUCUCGCAGAGGGAUCCGUUCCCGUGAUCAUGAUCUGACGCUCCGGUCCGUGUGUCAGCGGUUAGUCAUGGCGUUGUUCCGCGAGUUCGUGGCUCCGCCGGAGUGUCCAGUGUUCGAGCCCAGCUGGCAGGACUUCAGCGACCCGUUCGGCUUCAUCCACAGAAUCCGGGAGAUCGCCGAGAACACGGGCAUCUGCAAGAUCCGACCGCCGCAGGGCUGGCAGCCUCCCUUCGCCUGCGAUGUGCGCAGUUUCCGCUUCACUCCUCGAAUCCAGCGGCUCAAUGAGCUGGAGGCCCUCACCAGAGUCAAGCUCAACUUCCUCGACCAGAUCGCCAAGUUCUGGGAGCUCCAGGGCUGCAAACUGCGCUUUCCUCACGUGGAGAGAAAAUUGCUGGACCUGUACCUGCUGAGCAAGCUGGUGUCUGCAGAAGGAGGUUUUGAGGUGGUCUGUAAGGAGAAACGCUGGUCCAGGAUCAGCAGUCGCAUGGGUUUUCCAGCCGGGAAAGGUGUGGGGUCACUGCUGCGCUCUCACUUCGAGCGGAUCCUGUAUCCGUAUGAGCUCUUCCAGACCGGAGUGACGCUGACCAGCAUUCACAGGCUUUACCCAGAAGCCCCUGACACCGAGGAUGUGGAUGAAGGCAUUGGAGGUGGAGAGGAAGAGGGCGCAGAUGAGGAUGAAGAGAAGGAGAGCCGAGCGGAGAGACGUUCCCCUCGACGGCUCAAGGACGAGAGAGAAAACACGGAGCCCAAAGCCGUGCAGGUGUUCAGAUUAGACAUCAUGGCAGCAGAUGACGAGGGCUUCCUCAGGAAACAGAAGCACAUGAGGGCUCAGGCGUUUGCUUUUAAAAUGCGUCCGCGCAAGGAGGUGCUGGAGGUCAAUUAUAUCGACCUGUACAUGUGCAUGGCGUGUGGGCGGGGCGACGAGGAGGACCGCCUCCUGCUGUGUGACGGCUGUGAUGACAGCUACCACACCUUCUGCCUGAUCCCGCCGCUGCAGGACGUGCCCAAAGGAGACUGGCGCUGCCCCAAGUGUGUGGCGGAGGAGUGCAGCAAGCCUCGCGAGGCGUUCGGCUUCGAGCAGGCCGUGCGCGAGUACACGCUCCAGAGCUUCGGUGAGAUGGCCGACCACUUCAAGUCUGAUUACUUCAACAUGCCUGUUCACAUGGUGCCCACGGAGCUGGUGGAGAAGGAGUUCUGGCGUCUGGUCAGCAGCAUCGAGGAGGACGUGAUCGUGGAGUACGGCGCUGAUAUCAGCUCCAAAGACAUGGGCAGCGGAUUCCCAGUGCGAGACGGCAAGAGAAAACUCAUCGGCGACGAGGAUGAGUACGCGAGCUCGGGCUGGAACCUGAACAACAUGCCGGUGCUGGAGCAGUCGGUGCUGACGCACAUCAGCGGGGACAUCAGCGGCAUGAAGGUGCCCUGGCUGUACGUGGGCAUGUGCUUCUCGUCCUUCUGCUGGCACAUCGAGGACCACUGGAGCUACUCCAUCAACUACCUGCACUGGGGCGAGCCCAAGACCUGGUACGGCGUUCCAGCACACGCCGCCGAGCAGCUGGAGUCCGUCAUGAAGAAAGUGGCUCCGGAGCUCUUCGACUCUCAGCCGGACCUCCUGCAUCAGCUGGUCACCCUGAUGAACCCCAACCUCCUCAUGGAGCACGGCGUCCCGGUGUACCGGACCAAUCAGUGCGCGGGAGAGUUUGUCGUCACCUUCCCAAGAGCCUAUCACAGCGGCUUCAAUCAAGGCUACAACUUUGCUGAGGCAGUCAACUUCUGCACUGCAGACUGGCUGCCCAUCGGGAGGCAGUGUGUGGCGCAUUACCGGCGUCUGCAGCGCUACUGCGUCUUCUCCCAUGAGGAGAUGGUGUGUAAGAUGGCGGCCGAUCCGGAGAGUCUGGACGUGGAGCUGGCGGCGGCUGUGGUCCGAGAGCUCGGAGACAUGAUCGAGGAGGAGAGCCGACUGAGAGCAGCUGUGCAGGAGACGGGGGUGCUGUGCUCGGAGCAGGAGGUGUUUGAGCUGGUGCCUGAUGACGAGCGGCAGUGCUGGAAGUGCAAGACCACCUGCUUCCUGUCUGCGCUCACCUGCAGCUGCAGCCCGCAGCGUCUGGUGUGUCUGCAUCACGCAGCCGAGCUCUGCAGCUGCGCAGCCAGCAACAAGUGCCUGCGGUUCAGGUACGAUCAGGACGAGUUUCCUGCCAUGCUCUACGGGGUGAAGUCACGCGCGCAGUCUUACGACACCUGGGCCAAGAGGGUCACGGAGACGCUGGCGGCCGAUAACAAGAGCAAGAGAGAUCUGAUCGAGCUGAAGGUGCUGCUGGAGGACGCAGAGGACAGGAAGUACCCCGAGAACAGCCUGCUGCGCAGCCUGAGAGACACGGUGAAGGAGGCCGAGACCUGCUCGUCUGUGGCGCAGCUGCUGCUCAGCCAGAAGCAGAGGCACAGAGAGCGUCCCGAGAGCAGCGCACAGAAAGCUGGCAGCAAGCUGACGGUGGAGGAGCUGAAGGUGUUUGUGGAGCAGCUGUACCGCCUGCCCUGCAUCAUCAGCCAGGCCCGACACGUCAGGGAGCUGCUGGAGAGCGUGCAGGACUUCCACGAGCGGGCGCAGGCGGCGCUGGCCGACGAGACUCCGGACUCCGGGAAGCUGCAGGCGCUGCUGGAGCUGGGCUCGGGGCUGGAGCUGGAGCUGCCGGAGCUGCCGAGGCUCAAGCAGGAGCUGCAGCAGGCGCGCUGGCUAGACGAGGUGCGGCUGACGCUGAUGGAGCCGCAGCGCCUCACGCUGGAGCUGAUGAAGCGGCAGAUCGACUCGGGCGUGGGCCUGCCGCCCCAUCACGCCGUGGAGAAGGCCAUGGCCGAGCUGCAGGAGCUGCUGACGCUGUCCGAGCACUGGGAGGAGCGGGCGCGCGCCUGCCUGCAGGCCAGACCUCGCCACAGUCUGCUGACGCUGGAAAGCAUCGUGAUGGAGGCCAAGAAUAUCCCAGCGUACCUGCCCAAUGUUCUGGCCCUCAGAGACGCCCUGCACAAAGCCAAAGAGUGGACGGCCAAAGUGGAGGCCAUUCAGAACGGCAGUAACUACGCCUACCUGGAGCAGCUGGAGGGUCUGUUAGCGAGAGGACGCUCCGUCCCCGUCAGAUUAGAGGCUCUGCCGCAGGUGGAGUCACAGGUGGCUUCUGCUAGAGCCUGGAGAGAGAGAACCGCCCGCACCUUCCUGAAGAAGAACUCCACCUACACCCUGCUGCAGGUGCUCAGUCCGCGUGUGGACAUCGGCGUGUACGGCAGCAGCAAGAGCAAGCGCAAGCGUGUCAAAGAGCUGCUGGAGAAGGAGCGCGGCCUGGAGCUGGACGCUCUGAGCGACCUGGAGGACAGUGUGGAGGACACGCGUGACCCCGCCGCCGUCGUGGCCGCCUUCAAAGCCAGAGAGUGGCAGGAGCUGGAGGCCAUCCACUCGCUCCGCGCCGCUAACCUGGCCAAGAUGGCCCUGGUGGAGCGCAUCGAGGAGGUGAAGUUCUGUCUGUGCCGUAAGACAGCCAGCGGCUUCAUGCUGCAGUGCGAGCUGUGCAGGGACUGGUUCCACGGAGCCUGCGUGCCGCUGCCCAAAGCCGGCUCGCAGAAGAAGCUGGUGUCCGGCAGCAAAGAGAGCAAGUUCCUGUGUCCGCUGUGCCAGCGCUCGCGGCGGCCGCGGCUGGAGACCAUCCUGUCCCUGCUGGUGUCGCUGCAGAAGCUGCCGGUGCGGCUGCCCGAGGGAGAGGCGCUGCAGUGUCUGACCGAGAGAGCCAUGGGCUGGCAGGACCGCGCUCGACAGGCCCUGGCCACCGACGAGCUCUCCUCCGCCCUGGCCAAGCUCUCCGUGCUCAGCCAGCGCAUGGUGGAGCUCGCCGCGCGAGAGAAGACCGAGAAGAUCAUCAACGCUGAGCUGCAGAAGGCGGCCGCCAACCCCGACCUGCAGGGCCACAUCCAGACCUUUCAGCAGGCCGGUUUACGUCUCACCUCACUCGUCUUGUCCGUCUCGCCUCACUCGUCUUGUCCGUCUCGCCUCACUCUUCUUGUCCCUCUCGCCUCACUCUUCUUGUCCGUCUCGCCUCACUCUUCUUGUCCGUCUCACCUCACUCUUCUUGUCCGUCUCACCUCACUCGUCUUUCACCCUAGCCUGAUCUCCGUUCCCUCCUCAGAUCCGGUGGCGCCGCGCAAGCAGCCCAGGAAGACGCCGCUGGUGCCGCGCAGCCUGGAGCCUCCGGUGCUGGAGCUCUCGCCGGCGGCCAAGGCCCAGCUGGAGGAGCUGAUGAUGGAGGGAGACCUGCUGGAGGUGUCUCUGGACGAGACGCAGCACAUCUGGAGGAUCCUGCAGGCCACACACCCGCCCUCAGAAGACAAGUUCCUGCAGGUCAUGGAGCCUGAGGACGCUUCGCUGGACAAACACGUCAAGCUGAAGCUGAAGGACGUGGAGAGGAAGAGGAAGAGGAAGCUGGAGCGAGCCGAGCAGCAGCUGCUUCUGGCCGGCGGCGGCGUGCAGGGACGAUCCAAGUCCAAAGACAUCAAACGGGUUCUGGAGCUCAAGCCCAAGAAGAAGAAGCUGAAGCUGAACCCGGACAAGUCCCGCGAGCUGAAGCAGCUGGCCAAGCGUCUCGCUAAAGAGGAGAAGGAGCGCAAGAGGAAGGAGAAGGCGGUGGCCAAGGCCGAGUUUCCCAAGGAGGGCCUGGAGAAGAAGAGCCGGAAGAUUCUGGACAUUCCCUCCAAGUAUGACUGGUCUGGAGCGGAGGACUCCAACGACGAGAACGCCGUCUGCGCCGCCAAGAACUGCCAGCGGCCGUGCAAGGAUAAGGUGGACUGGGUCCAGUGUGACGGCGGCUGUGACGAGUGGUUUCAUCAGGUGUGUGUGGGUGUGUCGUGUGAGAUGGCUGAGAAUGAAGACUACAUCUGCUCGGCCUGCUCGCAUAAAGCCGCCGUGGCUGUUACAGUGGGAGCAGAGACUGUGGUGAUGUCCUCGCCGGUGUGCAGUGGCCCGUCUGUCCCAGCGCUGCCCCUGACCGACCCUCGGGAGAGCAGUUAACCUCACAAACACACUCCUGUCAAACGCGGCACGGGAAACCAGCUGCUACAUCAGCACAGAAUACAUCACUUCCUGUUUCUGAUAGAUGUAGCUCAUUAUUAUUGUAGUCCUGGAGGAGCCCCUGAUCCGUAUCAAGACUGAAUGAACAUGGUUCGGGGAAAUCUCUGCUUUUCAGUUCCUAAACUAACUAACCCACGUCCACAGUUGAUCUGCUGCGUCACCAUGAGAUCCUGCAGCAGUGAACUUCCUGUUCAGACCGAGUCUCUGCCCUCAGCAUACGGAGGACAGUGAAUCUAUUUAUUAUGUAAAAGGAUUUUAAGCAGUUCAUGAUGGGAAGUUUUUUUUCUCAACUUUUGUCAAAUAAAGAUGAUUGAUGAUGAUGAUAUAUGUCAAGUUUGUGUCUGAUUGUGAAUGUCACUGCUAAUAAAGCAUUCUCUUCUGUG
This is a messenger RNA of Sinocyclocheilus rhinocerous, 5980 nucleotides long. Its product is annotated as lysine-specific demethylase 5A-like. Gene Ontology annotation, molecular function: histone H3K4me/H3K4me2/H3K4me3 demethylase activity; DNA binding. Gene Ontology annotation, biological process: chromatin remodeling; regulation of DNA-templated transcription. The record is from RefSeq and is a predicted model, not a curated record. Gene Ontology annotation, cellular component: nucleus; chromatin. NCBI's taxonomy places the organism in Eukaryota, Metazoa, Chordata, Actinopteri, Cypriniformes, Cyprinidae.